CGUCGACAGUUGAGGUCUGAAUUUGGAAACGGUCGGAAAGAUACGGUAUGUUGUGAAAAGUGUAUUAGUGUGCUGCCAUACAUUUACAUGUGUUGCGGCAAAAGAGUGUGAGUAAGAGUACAGGUACGGGCAGAGUUUUUGUUUGGUGGUGAGAAUAACCUAACGUGAACAAGUGUUUGUUACCAAAUGUAAGCUGUCAAGCAAGCAUAGAUGUGUGUGCGUGAGUGAAUGUCUCGCUUGAUAUUACGAAAUUCAGAAAAUAGUAAACUGGAAAAGUUGUUUCUAUUCAUUACUGCUGUUUGAAUGUUGUUAAAUGUGUUUCCCGAUUACUAAACCAAUGAGCCAACUGUCAGUCUUUGGCGAGAGUGUGUCCCAAAAAUGAGUCUGAGAAAAUUUCAUUUCACAACAUGAGAGGAACGGAAACUCUAAACAAUCGCUUUACCUUCACAUCAUAUUUCUGGCAAGAAUUCAAGAUGCCGCUACCAACUCUUAGAAUAUUACACAGUCAUCCUAUCGCAACAAGGACAAGAGAGAAUAAAAGCAUUCCCAUGAGAUUGGAGAAAAGAAUAAAGAAAGUUAAAUAUCGUGACAAAAUGAAAUUGAUUACCGAUGCUAUGUUAUUAGGUUUAAUAAUAGUUUUAGUGAAUAGCGUGGAAUGGGUAGGAGUCAUAGCACAGACGCGUGACCCUAGAUUUUAUUCACGUGUUGGAGUGAAAGAUUACCAAUGGCCUAAUCCAGGUGAUCCGGAUUACAGAACGUAUACAUUUAAUGACCGCCGUUAUGGGCAUUAUCAACCCAAUGGCUAUGGUAGCAAUUACCCUGGAAGAAAUUCUCCUGGCCAGUAUCCACAGGGCAUGCCUAAUGAAGAACGGUUUCGUUUUGAUCCUAACUAUCCAAAAGAGGAUCAAAUACCAUUCCCAGGCAUAUUAGCGGGAUGGCGUGAAGAUCUGCAGGGUAAGCAGAGACGUGAUUCUCUGACUUUGGAGCGUGAUGUUUUUGUUACUACAAAUUAUGGCCAGGUUCAGGGCUUCAAAGUGUACAUGUAUGAUAAUCCAGAUCCAAAAUCAUUUUAUCGUCCCUACCAUUCGACUGUGGACCGCAGUAUGGGAGAAUGCUCCGUAUUCUUAGGCAUUCCGUAUGCCAUGCCACCCACAUUUGAAGGCCGCUUUAAACCACCACGCCUACAUAGAGGUUUUCAGUUACUGCAAGCUGUAGAUUUCGGCCCAGCAUGUCCUCAGCCUGUACGUUAUACAGGAGCUACAAAAGGCAUAAUGGAUAUGGAUGAGGAUUGCUUGUAUUUGAAUAUAUUCUCACCCAAGACUGGCGCUGGAGUGGCUCAAAAAUACCCGGUCAUGGUUCACAUUCAUGGUGGUGAAUUUAUUCGCGGUGCCUCAAAUCUUUUCCAAGGUCACAUUUUGGCUUCAUUCUAUGGGGUUGUGGUGGUAACGUUGAAUUACCGCCUAGGAGCAUUGGGCUUUCUUUCAACGGGCGAUGAAAACUCUCCUGGAAACUAUGGUAUUCUUGAUCAAGCUAUGGCAUUGAAGUGGGUUUACGAUAACAUUGAGUUUUUCAAUGGCGAUCGUGAUUCGAUUACAUUGUUUGGACCCGGUGCAGGGGCAGCCUCAGCAGGUCUGUUAAUGGUAGCUCCGCAAACCCGGCAUAUUGUGCGUAGAGUUAUAGCUCAAUCUGGGUCAGCCUUAGCUGACUGGGCCUUAAUACAAGAUAAGUAUAGAGCUCAAAACACCAGUCGAGUUUUAGGUCAACUUCUGGGUUGUUCCCUGGAGUCUUCAUGGAAAUUGAUAAAUUGUUUAAGAACAGGACGCAGCUUCUACGAACUGGGUAAUGCUGAGUUUCCUCCAGAGGUCGGCACGUUUCCUUGGGGUCCUGUAUUGGAUCACAAUUUCACAGUUCCCGGUGAUGAUUGGUACGAUGGAUGGCGUGAGAAGGAUUGGCGUUUUCUACAUGAAACUCCCUUAAAUUUAGUUCGCCAGGGAAAAUUCAACAAAGAUCUGCAAUAUAUGACCGGCGUCACUACACAAGAAGCUGCCUUCUUCAUAUCCCAAAAUGAAUCAUUGGCCCCUCUUUAUGAAAUCGACAGUAAAUUUUUUGAGCAAAAGAUCCGUGAGCAUGUUUUUCGUUACAACUACACUUUGAAUCCCAAUGGCGUAUACGAAGCCAUUAAAUACAUGUACACCUAUUGGCCGGAUCCCAACAAUAGCUCCUUGAUACGAGAUCAAUAUAUCAAUAUGUUAUCAGAUUUCUACUACCGAGCGCCAGUUGAUCAAAUGGUCAAACUCUUGCUGGAACAAAAAGUUCCGGUAUAUAUGUAUGUAUUGAACACAACAGUUGAGGCUCUUAAGUUACCGCAGUGGCGCAAAUAUCCACAUGACAUAGAACACUACUUCCUAACUGGAGCUCCAUUUAUGGAUGUGGAGUUCUUUCCCAAAAAUGCCCAUUUGGAAAGAAAUAUGUGGACGGACAACGAUCGUAAUAUGAGUCAUUUCUUUUUGCAAACCUUUUCAAAUUUUGCCAGAUAUGGAAAUCCCACACCUCAGCAGGUUUUGGGCAUGCAUUAUGAACGUUCUUAUCAAGGAGAAAUUCGAUACUUAAAUAUCAAUACCACCUAUAAUUCUUCGAUUCUACUAAAUUAUCGCCAAACGGAGAGUGCUUUUUGGACCCAGUAUCUGCCUACAGUUAUUGGAGUUUUUGUACCGACAUAUCCACCUACCACGGAAUAUUGGUGGGAACCUAAGGAGCCCCUACAAAUUGCCUUCUGGAGCAUGUCUGUGGCCUGUCUCUUUCUCAUUGUUCUUGUCGUUAUAUGUUGCAUUAUGUGGAGGAAUGCCAAACGACAAUCCGAUCGUUAUUAUGACGAAGAUAUUUUCAUCAAUCCCGAUGGUACCGAAUACGAUCACGAAUCCCGCACAACAGGUGUUGAUAACACAAAUUUAGCAGCAAAUCAUCAAGUGAUAAGGUCCCGUGAUAAUCUCUACGAAUAUCGGGAUUCUCCAUCUUCAAAAACGUUAGCUAGCAAAGCUCUUACUGACACCACAUCGAUAAGAUCGCCUAGCUCAUUAGCUACAACUCAAAAAACAGGCGGUAGUCAGUCAUCCUUAAAGUCGGCCAUAUCUCUAAAGGAAUCGAACGGAGGUGGAACACUGCCCACAUACUCACGUCCACCACGUAGCGAAACAAUUUCGGCGCCGCAAUCUGCACGUGUUAUAGCAAACGGUGCAGCUGUAGCCUCUUUGAAUCACCCCAAAUCGAUGGAGGAGAAACGUCUAUUGCAACAACGUGAACCCGUUCCAUUGUCAUCAACACCCAUGCCAACAGAUUAUGUAACAAAGCCCUCCACAAAACCGGCCGUCAUAAGCCGCAGUACUACACCAACCCCAAGUGCUCGAACAACAACAACUACAGCAACCCUAAGCUCGGGAGUCAGUGUUCAGCCCUUGAUUGGCUUGUCAAAAUCCCAAUCGCGUACCCAGGUUAUAGAGGGAAUACCGCAAACAUCAGUAUAAGAAACUGCUCUCUAAAUAUUACAAUAGCACAAGCAAUAUCCCCCAUUUAAGAUAUUGCUUAUGUUACUGUUACAUUUAGAGAGUUAUCCUGUAUGUCAAAUAUCGAAAAUAGUUUAUUUAAACAAUUACUUAAUCAUCAAGGCAUUGUUUUAAUCAAACUAAACAUCGAUAAUCAAUAGUAUUAGGAUUUGAUUGGCCAGGCUCAUUGGCUCAAAACGACUUCUUUAUAAGAACUAAAUAUUCAAAAAUUUACGGCAAAAAUUAAAACAAACAAAUAUUUCGAUAAAAUUUAAAAUUUGUAUAAUUAAAUUAAUUUUUUAACGAAUCCAUUCAUUUGUGCCUUAAAUAUAAGAAAAAAAAAUUAAUUUCAGAAUUGAAACGAAAAUUAAUA
Stomoxys calcitrans (stable fly) is the source of this 3912-nucleotide messenger RNA. RefSeq names its product neuroligin-like protein glit-1 (gene Gli). NCBI's taxonomy places the organism in Eukaryota, Metazoa, Arthropoda, Insecta, Diptera, Muscidae. The coding region runs from base 408 to 3521 and encodes 1037 amino acids. The record is from RefSeq and is a predicted model, not a curated record. The transcript is spliced from 7 exons. Gene Ontology annotation, cellular component: septate junction; tricellular tight junction; cell surface.